Messenger RNA from Nymphaea colorata (pocket water lily), 4300 nucleotides. RefSeq lists its product as uncharacterized. Lineage: Eukaryota; Viridiplantae; Streptophyta; Magnoliopsida; Nymphaeales; Nymphaeaceae. The transcript has 7 exons. Bases 1070 to 4084 code for a protein of 1004 amino acids. The record is from RefSeq and is a predicted model, not a curated record.
AUUCCUUCCCCCAUCAAGUAACCACGCUCCCUUUCUCUCUCACUGGCAUUUUGCAGUUUGCACUAGUCUCUCUCUCUCUCUCUCUCUCUCUCUCUCUCUCUCUCUCUCUCUCACACACACAUUGUUGAAGAAGGUGAACUGUGAAGGUUGAAGAUGUGAGGUUUUCUUUCCUUUUUGUGGGAAGGGGGGGAAUUGCGUGACAAGAACCCUAGAUUUGCUGCUUUUGGUGGCUGCUUCUAGUGUUCUUUGUACGAAGAUUUUUGGCCGUGAAACGGACGAUUUGUUCAAGGCGGAGAAGGAAGAAACUCAGGGCCUUGUUUUGAACGUUGGCGGUGCUGGAUUCCAGGUCCUGAGGGGAAUGUAGUUGGUUCUCUUUGAAUUUUGGUUGUUUAGAAGAUCGGUUUUUCCGCUUCGGAGCAAAUGCUGAAUCUGCUCUUGAAUUUAUUCUUUCGAACUGAUCGGCCAAGAUCGUUGACCUUUUCGCACAAUGGAGGUUUUGUACCAAUUGGCUUCCUCAGCUCAGGGGAUUCUAGAUUUCUUUUCUGAAGAAUCUUACAUGUGCCUUCCGCCCGAGGAAAGCUUCUGAUUAAUGGGGGGUAGUUAGAGGGGGUCGUUUCGAGGAUUCAGUAGACAGGAAAUAUCCAGAGCAUCUGAUUCUUUACUUCAUGUAUUGGUUGGUGGAACUUGGCAGCAAGUUUAUGCGCAGAGAAUCUUGUGAUUUUUUAAAUUCCUGCUUGGUGAAUUCCAUGGUAGUUGCUGGUUCCCCUUUAAGUUGAGGAAUUGAGAUGAAUUGGUGUGGUCAAACGCUAAUGCGGGAUCACUUGUUUUUUAGGAUGGCCGACAUAUGAGUACCUAGAGGCUAGAGCUAAAACUGAUGCUUCCUUAUAGUUUGCAUAUAUUUGUCAACGCCGGGGCUAAAGCGAGGUCUGAAGAAUUCAGCGAUGAAUUGGACUGUUAGUGUGCCAUGGACUCCACAGAAUAGUUCUCACUGCUGGUGAUGCAACUGUGGCUUUUUAGCUUUUAGUUUAGAGAUCAAGAGGAAGGAGAGGUAAUUAACUAGAAAACGAAAAUGGGAGGCGAGAAAAGAGACAAUAAGGGAGCAGGUCCUGGUGGUUUCUUUCAGCUGUUUGAUCGAAAUGGUAAAUCUAGGUGGAAGAAGCUGUUCUCGAGCAAGUCAUCCGCGGCAGUAGAUGAAUCCGAACAAGCAAAGCUGGACGGAGAGAAACUGCAGACUACCAAUUUUCACAUGAUGGAUGAUGAGAAGAGAAGUGAAUGCAGUUAUCCUUCAUCAUUAUCAGUAGAUGAGGAAGGAGUGGGAGUAAAGGCACCCAGUGUGGUCGCUAGGCUUAUGGGUUUGGAAUCGUUGCCUUCUGUAGAUGUGCCCGAGGCGAGUUCCACCCCUUUUCAUGACAGCAGGCUUGUUAAUGGUUCCAAGAAGUGCCUAGAAUUCGCAUCUCAGUAUCAGAACUUACCAUCUGUCCGACAGUCUGCCAACUUGGAGAUUUUGCCUUGUAAAAUUGUUGUUCCAAGGCCGCAAAAGUUGCAGAAGAUGUCUUUUGUUGAUAAAAGACCAAUUGAGAGGUUUCAGACUGAGCCGUUACCGGGAAAACCAGUUAAGUCUUAUUCAGAUAUCCAACACAGACUUUUGUCACCAAUAAAGAGUUCUGGAUUUGUUUCAGCCAAGAGUGCAGCUCAUUUAAUGGAGACAGCUGCAAAGAUUCUUGAACCUGGACUGCAUCCAGCUGCUAGAACUAGAUCAACACUUGUUGGAACUUCAUCAAUUUCUUUGAAAGAUAGAGGUCGAUCAGAGGAUAUAAUAUCUAGCUGUAGAAUUUCCAGGCCCCUGGAGCUUCCAAAGAAAUUUACUGAGCCUAAUGCAGUCAAAGUUUUGAGCGGACAACCCAUGAACAAGAGCUGGAAUGGUUCUGAUGGUAGUUCCAGCUCAAGGACUGCUUCUGAAGGAAGGACGUCAAAGAAUUUAUCUUCCUCAUCAUCUCAGAAUAGUGCAGAAAAUAAUCAGAAGCCAUUUUUCUCUUCCACUAAAAGAGAAAAGCAAGUGUCAACACCACACAGUUUUCUAAACUGUGAGGAUAGUAAACCUGCAUUUUCUAGUAACCAAGGGAAAUCCAUCUCGCUUGCUGUCCAAGCAAAAGUUAACGUGCAGAGGAGGGAAAGUCUGUCUUGUUCAUCUUUGGCACGACCAAACAACACCAGAAUUAAUAGUUUAUUGAUACAUGAUGCACAGGAUGAACCAGGAUUGAGUAGACAACGCAAAAGCCAGUUAAAUCUCCAAAAGAAUAAGCAGAAGCAAGCUAUUUCUAGUAGUGCAAAUGUGCUUCGACAGAAUAACCAGAAACAGAACAGAUUGCCUUCAAAAUGUGCAGGUGUAAACCAACAUACCAAAAAAGGUAUGGCUGGGGGGAAUUCUUCUCCAGGGCAGAAGCUUGCAAAUCAUGACCAUGUAAGGGAUCACAUGGCAUCCAGAAGGAAUCCUUGCAGUCAACCGAAAAAAGGGAAUGUUUCUAGAACUGCAGACAAAGGUGUGGAUAAAAGCGAUAUUGAGAGUAAAAAGUGCCUCUCAAGAACCAGUGACUUCCCUCGAAAGAAAAGAUCAAUAGAAGGGAGCUUUUGUUCUGAAAAAAAUGGGGUUGUUGGUACCAUCUUUAUCGAUGAAAGAGAUAGAACUCCUCGAGAUACCAUUUCUGUUACUACUGGCUAUACGAGUCAGGUAGAGUGUAACAAGAGAAACCUUUGGAAUGGUGAACAGGCUGUUUCAAGUAGCAGCAAGAGUAUGGAUGUUGUUUCUUUUACAUUCACUUCACCUUUGGCAUCCACUGCUGGAUCUCGCUCAGCUGACCUGGCAUCAAAUAAGCAAAACAUCAAGAAGGGAUGCAUUAUAGAUUCCCUUGGUGAAAAGAAUGUGUCAAACACAAAAAGUUCAAGGAUGUCUGCCCCAGGUUCCAUGAAUUUGGGGGGAGAAAGCUUGAGUGUUCUUUUGGAGAAGAAAUUGAGAGAAUUGACAUCUGGGAUUCAAAUGGCCAGCUCUCUUAAAGCAACCAAUUCAGGAAAUGCAAAUACAGUGUCCAUACUCCAAGAUUUUCUUGCUACUCUGAACUCUGGGGUUCCCAUUUCAAAGGAACAUGAUGCUGAAUGUCUAUCCAUGCCUCACGACAAUGAUGUGAACUACAGGUGCAUUGAUGAAACUGACUGCUCCUCUUCAAGCACUCCAAUGGUGAACACAGAUCACAAGUUUGAGGUACAAGAAUCAGUAAGUGAACAAAACUCAGAAGCUCAAAAAGGGAACUUGGAUUUGAUAAAAAUGGAUGCUGUGGAGGAUAAUGAGCGGCUAAGUCCUGUUUCAAUCCUUGAUGCUGCCUUCUCAAAUGACAGCUACAACUCGGUGGAUAGUUCGGAUGGUGUCUAUGGUGGUCAACUUGAUCAAUCAUGCCAACCAUGUAUCAUAAGCACAUUGGUGGUAGCUGCUGACAAGGACCUCCUGGAUUCUGCUACUUCGGCAUGUACACCUACCGUAGAAACGCCUGGAUUUUCUGAGUUUGGGCUGCCAGAUAAACUUGUCAUUAACAAUGACCAAGAACUGGAAUAUGUUAGGGACAUUGUGUUUAACAUCAGGUUGACGUUUGAGGAUGUAGCAGUUGGUUCAUACAGUGGCAUUGUUGAUCCCCUUCUCUUUGACAGAUUAGAGAGUAACAGUGCCAUCUCUGCAAGUGUUGAAGACGAAAAGCACAUAAAAAUCCAGAGGAGAUUGUGCUUUGAUUGUGUGUGCGAGUGUGUGGAUUCAAAAUAUGGCUGUUACAGCAGGGGAGAUUGCAGAAGCUGGACCAAAGGGGCUGCUGUGGUUGGGAAGGCAGAUGUGGUAAAUGAAAUUUUUAAGGAAAUGCUGGGGUGGAGAAGUAUGGGAGAACUAAUGGUGGAUGAGAUACUGUACAAGGAUAUGAGCACGGGCACAGGGAGAUGGUUGGAUUAUGAAAAUGAGGAAUUUGAGACCGGUUUGGAGGUUGAGGAGGAUAUAUUGGAUUCAUUGAUCGAAGAGGUGGUAAUUUACACCUUUGGCUUGGAACCUUAGACGGAUUUUCCUGCAUAUAUCUAUAUAUAUAUAUAUAUAUAUAUCUCCUUCACAUCCUUCUUGAAGCUAUUUUCCUUAGUACGCGGGGUCUAUAUUUAGGUCUGCAAUUUUUCCUUAUUUUUGUGCUCCUUAUCCAAGGAAAAGGAAGGAUGUACGAGAGAUCUAAUGUGUUGAAAUUAUAGAAUCACAUUCUCUACGAUAUGUUUUACUAGUUAA